AGCACAGUUAGUGAGCUGCAGGCAAAGGUUCCGAUGCGUCUGUUUGUAGUGCUAAGUGUUUGCGUGGCUUUGGCCUCCGCCGGAGGAUACGGUGGUGGCGGAGGAGGUGGUGGUGGAGGAUACGCCGGGUCCUCCGCUUCCUCGUCUGCUUCAGCCGGUGCGAUUGGAGGCGGUAAACUCGGCGGAGGCUAUGGAUCCGGAGGUCCAGGCGCCGGAGGUCCCGGCUCCGGAGGUCCCGGAUCCGGAGGUCAUGGCUCCGGAGGCCACGGAUCAGGUGGCUUCGGCUCUGGAGGAGAUUUCGGUGGAGGCCUAGGUGGCGGAUUCGGCGGUGGCGGAGCUGAUGCCUCGUCGAGUGCUGGAGCUGCUGGCGGUGGACUGUCAGGCGGUUCCGCUGGAGGUCCCUUCGGAGGUGGCGGUGGUGGUCAUUCCGGCGGUGGAGGCGAUAUCUUCGGCGGAGGUGGUUCGCUUGGAGGAGGACAUUCUGGCGGAGGAGGCUCUAUUGGAGGUGGCCAUUCCGGAGGAGGAAAUGGAAUUGUUGGCGGUCCUGGACUUGGAUCAGGUGGAGGAUUCGGAGGUGGAGGUGGACACUCCGGCGGAGGCGGAUUUGGUGGAGGAGAUGAUUCUUCAAUUGGACCUGGUGGAGGAUUGGGCGGCGGAAUCGGAGGAGGCGGACACUCUGGAGGUGGAGGUCAUUCCGGCGGAGGUGGCCUAGGUGGAGGAGGAUCAGGUGGAGGAUUGGGCGGCGGCGGAAGCUCUGCCUCAUCUUCAGCUGGUGCUAUUGGUGGCGGCCACGGAGGCGGUGGAAAGCCAGGAGGCGGCUUUGGAGGCGGCGGAGGACCGGGCUUCGGACCAGGUGGAGGAGUCGGCGGUGGAAUCGGAGGAGGAGGAGGACAUUCCGGAGGUGGAGGUCACUCUGGAGGAGGCGGACCCAUUGGAGGUGGGCCCGGAUUUGGUCCAGGACCAGGUUUCGGCGGAGGCUUUGGGCCUGGAAUUGGAGGCGGACCCGGUGGCGGACACUUUGGAGGAGGUCUUAGCGGCCACAAGCACGGAGGUCAUGGAGGCGGUGGCGGAUACAAAGGUGGACCGGGAGGCGGCGGUGGAUUUGGAGGCGGUGGCGGAGGCGGAGGCGGAGGUGGUGGCUAUGGAGGCAAACCUGGAGGCGGCGGUGGCUAUGGCGGCGGACCAGGCGGCGGUGGAGGUGGUGCCUACUCGAGCGCCUCUGCUUCUGCCAGUGCGUCUGCGGGUGCCGGCAGCGGAGGUGGCUACCAUGGCUAGAUGCAGUUACCCCAAGUCUAAAAUCCUGUAAUUCCCCAAAUCGAUUAAAGUAUUACGCCAAUUUCAAUAAAACGAAUACCUUUUUUACGACUUAACUAUA
Messenger RNA from Drosophila subpulchrella, 1375 nucleotides. Its product is annotated as glycine-rich cell wall structural protein. NCBI's taxonomy places the organism in Eukaryota, Metazoa, Arthropoda, Insecta, Diptera, Drosophilidae. The record is from RefSeq and is a predicted model, not a curated record. The coding region runs from base 34 to 1275 and encodes 413 amino acids. The transcript has a single exon.